UAGGCAGGCGGCGCGCGAGGCGACUCGGCGGUGGCAGCUGUGUCCCAACCCUGUGCGAGGCAGCCCACCUGCGGUAGCUUUUCCCCGUUCAAACCAGCCAUCGCUUCAGUUCUUCCCUGGGGGCCCAAGGCACCGUUAAAUGCCGCCCCUUUGGGGGAAUCAGGGUUGAAAGGCCAGGCCUGGACUCUGGCUGCGUCCAGAGCAACAGGAGAGCAGAUCAGGUGCAGGGGUGGUUGAGGGAUCCAAGAUAUGUGCUACUGAACAGUGAAGUACUCUGAAAACAGGAUAGUUUCCUAACCGUUCAUCAAAAUUAAGGGGAAAAGUUAAUGCAGUAGAAUUGGGUUCAGUUGUUAAGUAAACUUGUCCCUCUUGUGUUCUUCAGUGCAUUUCACCAUUCGUAUUCACAAAGCAUUUCAGCUACUUUGUCACUGGUGUAAAGUACAAGCCAUGAAUUUCCCACAAUCACCAUACAGAGGUGCAGUGAAGUUUGCUCUCUAUAAACCUUUGGCAUAUCAAACUGACCAGCACCUUGUGAACACAUUGCAGAUUUAAAGCAGUGCUCUUGUGAGGGAAGCAGCAUAAGACAUGUGACAAGCAGCAGCCAGGCCUAAUUCUAGCUUGAUGCCAAGCAUUUGAAUAGGGAAACAAUGAGUGGUAAGGCAUAUCGAAGCACCACAUUGAGCAGGAAAGCAGACGCCAUACGAGAAAUAGCUAAAGGUAAAUCAAAAGCCCAAGUAUGUAAAGAAUUUGGUGUGCCACGUACCACUCUGAAUGGCUGGCUGCAAAACCAGGAAAAGAUUUUGGAUGCCGUUGACCAAGCAAUGUUUCGUCCAGAUCGAAAGAGAAUGCGUACAGCGUUAAAUGGCGAUGUAGAGGCUUGCCUGGUGCAGUGGUUACGACAAGCCUGUGCAAACAACGUUCCUAUUAACGGGCCCUUGCUAGCCUGCAAGGCUGUUCAGUUUGCCAGUCAGCUGGGCAUCUCCGAUUUUAAUUGCAACGAAGGAUGGGUGGAAAGAUUCAAGGCACGCCAUGCUAUUUCACUGAAGCGAGCCUGCAGCGAGGGCAAGACAGUCCCCAUUGGGGGCAUCCAAUUGUGGAAAAACACAACCUUGCUUUCCAUCCUUCGUGAAUAUGAUGCUAAGAACAUUUAUAAUGCUGAUGAGACAGGCCUGUUUUACAAAAUGCUACCAAAUAAAACCCUGGCUUUUAGAGGCAAGAGGUGCAUUGAUGGUGAACAUAGCAAACAGCGCCUAACCAUACUGCUGAUGGCAAAUAUGGAUGGAAGUGAUAAAAGGAAGCCAUUGGUGAUUGGUAAAUCAAAGAACCCAUGUUGUUUCAAAAAUGUGAAGAGUCUCCCUGUGUAUUACACUGCAAAUAAGAAGGCUUGGAUGGUUGAUGCUGUCUUUGAAGAGUUUGUGCGAGAUUUUGAUGCAGAGAUGCACGCUCAGAAAAGAAGAGUGGCACUGAUUGUGGAUAACUGUCCAGCUCAUCCAGCAAGCAUUAGCGGCUUGAAGUCUGUUCAGGUUGUCUUCUUACCUCCUAAUACCACGUCACACAGCCAACCCAUGGAUAGUGGCGUGAUUAAAACCUUCAAGGCUCACUAUCGUCGUUUGCUGAUGAGCAAGAUCUUGUUAGCCAUGGAUGCUAAGGAGUGCUUUAAGCCAGAUGUUUUGAUGGCAGUUCAGCUCAUAAAACAAGCCUGGAAUUUGGUGCAGCAAAGCACAAUUGCCAGCUGUUUUUGUCAUGCCGGAUUUGUCAAAGAGCAUCACGUGCCACCAGAAGAAGCUACCUUUGAAGCACUCUACUCAUCUAACAUGAAUGAAUUGCGCUCACAGCUUCAGGGUUUAAGCAUCUGGCCAUCAACUCUCACAGCAGAUGAUUAUAUCAAUUUUGAUUCCUCGCUCUGUGUGGCAGAACAGUGCUCUGAUGAGGAUAUUGUUGCAGCAGUGCAAAGCAAAAGAGAUGAGGCAAGUGAUGACAGUGAAGCGAGUGAUGAAGAAAUCCAGAUGCCCUCUAUACCACUUGUCAAGCCAGCUGAUGCUCGCAAAGCACUGGAUACUCUCCAGCUUUUCUUGGCUCAACAAGACAUAGAUGAUCAACUAUUCCACUUUGCAGAAUUAUCUUCUAUUUUGGCAAUGAGUGCAUGUAAAAGCGCAAAGCAAAAGUCUUUGACUGAUUUUACUCCACUGUAAUCAUUUAUUACGUAGCAAACACGCUGAAUUUCUGUAAUAAGACAUUUGUACAUUAAGCAUUUCUGUAUCAUCAUUUUUUUCCUUCAGUAUGUCUGAAGUUAGUCUUUUAUUGUGUCACUAUGGCAUGCAAAAUGCAGUAGGUAAUGGUGACUAAUUAUCAGUAGUUACUGUUGCACUUGCUGUGAUUGUCACUCAUGGAUAACUAGUCAUUAUUUUUAAGUCACUCCUGGAGUGAUAAAUUAAAUGUUUGUCUGGUGCAUGUGUUUUGCUGCCAAUUCAAACUAUUAAAACUACCAUAAUUGUGUCAGAGCUUUACCACAUAGAUCAUUUAGCAGAAAAGCUGAAAAAAAACUUAGUAUUUUUUAACUCAUAAAACAUAAAUAGUUCAACUUUUUUGUUAGCCCGAGAAGAACUCUGAACAAAGAUUCCUAUUAAAGGUUUUUCAUUAUCU
Gavialis gangeticus (Gharial) is the source of this 2643-nucleotide messenger RNA. Its product is annotated as tigger transposable element-derived protein 4-like. Gene Ontology annotation, molecular function: DNA binding. The coding region runs from base 648 to 2192 and encodes 514 amino acids. The record is from RefSeq and is a predicted model, not a curated record. Lineage: Eukaryota; Metazoa; Chordata; Crocodylia; Gavialidae. Gene Ontology annotation, cellular component: nucleus. The transcript has a single exon.